Molecule: messenger RNA, 825 nt
Organism: Trichoplax adhaerens
Lineage: Eukaryota; Metazoa; Placozoa; Uniplacotomia; Trichoplacea; Trichoplacidae
Exons: 9
Coding region: 1-825 (274 amino acids)
Biological process (GO): tRNA C3-cytosine methylation
Molecular function (GO): tRNA binding
Source: RefSeq, a predicted model, not a curated record
AUGGUAAAUUCCUUAAGAGAAUGUGCUGAAAACACUGAUCGGUCUGAGUUUAUUAAAGAAUUUCAUCUCGAAGAUAUGUGUACUUCAGAGCUAGUUAAUUCUGCAAGGGAAUAUGAAGAAAUUCUUAGUAAAUUAAAAACCAAGUGCUUAGAAUCAAAAUACUGCAUAUAUGAUAAUGGCAAUUAUUUUAUAAAUGCUUCACAUUUUAUAAAAGACUCUGGGUUACUCGAAGAUGGCAUCUUCAAGAAUGUGGAAUUGAUUAAAGUUAUGUCAUGUGACCAAGUAGAACCUAUUUUGCUGGCUGUCACAUCUCUAGAAUUAGCUGUUCAAGAAGAAUCAAAUUCUGACAUAAUAACAACAGUUAAUGUAGUACCUCAUAACAAGUUAUUUUAUGCCACAAAAAUGUCCUUGCUAUGGCAAAUUCUCAGCAAUAAAUCAAAUGCUGCUGCAAUUAAACAUCAGGUUAGCGUCGCUAUUGAAAGGGUGAUUACUGUUGGUGAUAUAAAUUUAACCCUAGCUUCAGAUCUUAUUAGAUUACGCAAAGCGCAAAUGAAGCGAGCAUCGAUCUUAAAAUACGGAUCCACUGUACAUGACCCAUCUUGGCAGGGUAUUAUAGCUGAAGUUGCUUCUACGACGAUAAAAUUUGAAAUGCUAGGAACAUCUGGGAACGAACCAAAUACCUACCUUGGAUUUUCUGAGAUAUGCCAGUUCAUGACUAUGUUAUGCCGCACAUUUAGCUCGUACUAUCGUAGUAUCAGAAUACUAACAGCACCUCUCGUCAGUAGAAAUAAUUGUAACUUACGCAAGAUUCCUAUUCAUAUCUGA